Messenger RNA from Strigops habroptila (Kakapo), 3849 nucleotides. RefSeq names its product synaptotagmin 10 (gene SYT10). NCBI's taxonomy places the organism in Eukaryota, Metazoa, Chordata, Aves, Psittaciformes, Psittacidae. The coding region runs from base 300 to 1868 and encodes 522 amino acids. The record is from RefSeq and is a predicted model, not a curated record. Gene Ontology annotation, molecular function: calcium-dependent phospholipid binding; phosphatidylserine binding; clathrin binding. The transcript is spliced from 7 exons. Gene Ontology annotation, biological process: cellular response to calcium ion; regulation of calcium ion-dependent exocytosis; calcium-ion regulated exocytosis. Gene Ontology annotation, cellular component: membrane.
GCCGAGUCCCCCCUCCCCGGGCUGCCAUUGGCCUAGCUGCCUACCGCAGCCCGCCAGGCACAAAAGGCGUUGCUAAGUGGAUGCUCAUUUUCCCCCUUUUUAUUUUUUUCCCCUUCCCCCCCCCCCCCGUUUUUUCUUUUUGUCUCCCCCCCCCUUCCCCCAUUCACUACUUCUUAGGUUCACUCGCGCCGUCGCGGCCGCCGCUCCGCCCCGCUCCGCUCCCCGCGGGAGGCUGCGCGGGUAGGGCGCGGAGCCGUCCCGCUCCCGCCAUGGCCUAAAGUGGGCGGCCGGAGCAGAAGAUGAGUUUCCCCGCAGAGGACGGCGUGGGCAGCCUCUGCCACAAAGCGCUGCAGAUCAUCUCGGAGCUGUGCCUGGGCGGGCAGGUGGAGCGGGAGAAGUGCGCCGGCAUCUUUCCCCUGGAGACCUCCCGGCAGGGCAUCGGCGGCACAGACAUCUCAGUCAGUCUGUUAGCAGUAGUCGUCAGCUUCUGUGGGCUUGCCUUGCUGGUAGUCUCACUUUUUGUCUUUUGGAAGUUGUGUUGGCCCUGCUGGAGAAGCAAACCUCUCACUUCUAAUGCCAGUAAUGCCGCCCAGAGCAACUCCAGUGCUCCUACGGAGGUUUUUGAGACCACUGAGAAAAAGGAAGUUAAAGAAAAUGGGAAACCUACAACAAAGGUACUUGAAGCUGCAUUGAAAAUUAGCCACACUUCUCCUGACAUACCAGCAGAGGUCCAGAACGCGCUGAAAGAGCAUCUGAUCAGACAUGCACGCAUGCAGAGGCAGAUCACUGAGCCCACGUCAUCAUCAAGGCACAAUUCUUUCAGGAGGCACUUGCCAAGGCAGAUGCAAGUGUCCAGUGUUGAUUUUAACAUGGGGACAGACCCGAUUUUGCAAAGGGGAGAGACAACAACCAGCAUUGGGAGAAUAAAACCGGAACUCUACAAACAGAAGUCUGUGGAUUCUGAUGGGCAACAAGAAGAUGUGAAAACAUGUGGAAAGCUUAACUUCACUCUCCGGUAUGAUUAUGAGAAUGAACUUCUGGCUGUCACAAUUGUCAAAGCCUUAGAUCUGCCUGCUAAAGACUUCACAGGAACAUCUGACCCCUACGUUAAGAUUUAUCUGCUCCCAGAUAGGAAAAAGAAGUUUCAGACACGAGUUCACAGAAAGACAUUAAAUCCUGUCUUUGAUGAAACCUUUCAGUUUCCUGUAGCCUAUGAUCAACUCAGCAACAGGAAAUUGCAUUUCAGUGUUUAUGAUUUUGACAGAUUUUCUAGACAUGACAUGAUUGGGGAAGUUAUUCUUGAUAACCUUUUUGAAGUCUCAGAUCUCUCCAGGGAAGCCAAUGUAUGGAAAGACAUCCACUGUGCCACCACUGAGAGCAUAGAUUUGGGUGAGAUCAUGUUUUCCCUUUGUUAUUUGCCUACUGCUGGGAGAAUGACAUUAACUGUCAUCAAAUGUAGGAAUCUCAAAGCAAUGGAUAUAACUGGCGCAUCAGAUCCAUAUGUCAAAGUGUCACUGAUGUGUGAGGGUCGAAGACUGAAAAAGCGGAAAACGACCACAAAGAAGAACACGCUCAAUCCCGUUUAUAAUGAGGCCAUCAUCUUUGAUAUCCCUCCAGAGAAUGUGGACCAGGUCAGCCUCUCUAUUGCAGUGAUGGAUUACGAUCGAGUAGGGCACAAUGAGGUCAUUGGAGUAUGUCGGACAGGAAUUGAUGCUGAAGGGCUUGGAAGAGAUCAUUGGAAUGAAAUGUUGGCUUACCCACGUAAACCAAUAACACACUGGCAUCCACUAGUAGAGUUGCCUGGCCGAGCAACCAGUUUUGAUAGCCAGGGAUCUUGUUCAUCACCAAAACCACCCCUUACGCCCUAGGGAACAAGAGCGGAUUCAUCGUGUUCAGUGUCCAAAGCUCCCUUGUAGCUCACAUCUACAUAAACAGAAGGUUUGGCUUUCGCAGAUGAACUGUAUCCAUAUUUUUUUAUUAAAAUACAUUUUUCCUAUUCUAAGUAUUAUAUUACAGUUUAUAAUAAUUUCUUAAUGUAUGAAUGAAGUUGAAUUGAGCCAAAUAUAACCCUUCCUCAUGCAAAUUCAUUCACCUGUUUUCUUGCUGACAUAUAUCCAGCGUCAUAUCCAAGCAGUGCUUUGAUAUGACCUAUAUCUUUGCAUAGACAAAGAAAUUAGAGAAAAAAAGAAAUCCCUUAAGCAGUUCAAAACCACUCAUGCAGCUUGUAAUGCCUAAUUCUUUUGAGAGAGAGCAAAUAGUCAUGUAUAGCUAAUGCAGUAAAUUUCUUCUAAAUUGCACUAAAUCCUGUGUGACAUCUCAAGAUAGCAACUCCAAAUGAAUGUUGCAUGGAAAAAACAACUGUUGUCAUGUUUUGGGUGUUUGGAAAAUCAGUUCAUCCCUUGGGCAGGGAGGAAGGGCUUAUCAAAAGCCCACUGAAGUCAAAGAGAAGGACCCUACUGGCUUCACUGGGUUUUAGUUCAGCCUUUGGAACAGGUCUCACAGCUGGAUCUAUGCAGUUACAAUCUUCCAGCAAUCAAGACGCCGGCUGCCCCUAGAGGAACUCGUUAGCCUCUUCACCAAAACAACCAGGCUUGAGCCCAGGCAGCUGGCUGUACUCUGCAGCUAUUUUGCUUCAGCUACCCACCAGCUGAUGAAGAGCUAGCUCAGAUGUCUCUGCAUGACACUGAACAGCACAUGUACGGGUAUUGAUCUGGAACGCUAAUGUGUCUGCAAUGAGUUGUCUGGAAGUUGAUGAAGCUCCAUAGAGAUAUAGGUGUCUCCUAAUGAGAUGCAUCCAGCCCCUUCGAAGCAGCUAAUUUGCUGCCAGCAUCAUGCAGCCCUUACUUGGUCUUUACGCAGGUCAAACUGUAGAUAUGAAAACGCUUUAAAGGAAUUGAUUUAAUGAAUUUUAGCUGUUAAAAAAAUUGAUGAAAAACUGCAAUUCUGCAUAACAUUUUCUGAUUCUGGAUUUAAUGUGACAGUAUUAGAUUUCUUUGAAAUUAUUUUGACUAAGUGCACAGCUCGCAAUAGUUUCUGGUCCCUGGCUGGAUAACUCUAGUGUUCUAUGCUAAAUAUGAAUUUGAGAUAUGUUUUCUGUCAAUAUAAUUGAAAUGUAACAAUUUUAUAAACUAGUAAACUCAUUUAUUGGAAUACACAGUGACAGCAAAUGCAAAAAAGUAUCAUCUGAAGUGAGCUGCUUUAAAAACUAGAAGAGAACUACAUAUUAUUUUGUGGAUUUAGCUCUUUUUAACACUGAAGUUUACCUCAAUUGGAUAGUUAUUUUCUUUCUUUUCUUUUUUUCUGGGUGUUAGUUUUUUGUUGUUGUUGUGGUUGGUUAGUUGGUUGAUUGGUUGGUUGAGGUUUUUUGUCUGUGAAAAGCAUAGCAAAGACUUCAUGACUGGGACUCAGAUUUUGAGAGCUGAACUGCAACUAGGAAAAAGUUGACGUGGUGGCUUUUUUUGUAAAGUAUGAAGAAAACUGAGAAGAUAGAUAGUAUUUUCCAAAACAGCAUUUUUACAGAAGUGUUGUACAUGAGAAAAAUGCCAAUGGAAGAUUGGUUUAUGAUAAUGGAAGCAUUUCUGAGAAUUAAUCUAGUUAUGAAGGGAAAAAGCAGUUUAGACAGACUUCUGAAGAACCAUUUUGGCUUGGUUGGUUUGGCCUGGUUGACACACAAUCCAUUUAUGAAGAACCAGUCCCUCCAGUCCAUCAACUAAUCUCUAAGUCAAAUAUGCCUUGAAGUGUCUUAACUGCUCCAGGAAAGUUAGGAAGGCUGGUCUUAAAAUUGCAGGUGUUUCUAAGGCAAAAAAAAAAAAAAAAAGCAGCAGAUUUUAUACCUUGCCUUCUAUGCCU